This is a messenger RNA of Mercurialis annua (annual mercury), 2369 nucleotides long. Its product is annotated as protein ENHANCED DISEASE RESISTANCE 2. Bases 978 to 1961 code for a protein of 327 amino acids. The transcript is spliced from 3 exons. The record is from RefSeq and is a predicted model, not a curated record. Lineage: Eukaryota; Viridiplantae; Streptophyta; Magnoliopsida; Malpighiales; Euphorbiaceae.
UCUUCUUUGUGGGUUUGUUCCUAAAUUGAGAAUUUUUACACUUUAUAUCCACGCCUGUGUUUUAUUUGGUUGAAAGUUUGAAGCUUUAAUUAGGAAAUUUGGUAGCUUGUUGAAGUAUUUGCAGGCUUUGUUUGAUUAUUUUUGUGUGGGUUUUUGUGUUGUGGCGGAUUCUUUGGUUAUUUUUAUUUCGCUGCUUGAUUUUGGUGGCAAUAUAUGAUUGAUUUGAAUAUGUUUAAUCCUUUUAGCUGAAAAAGCUUAAGGUUUUGGAAAUUUUAUGUAGGAGAGAUUGUUUCUUUGCAGUCUAAAGCUGAUUACAUAAGCAUAUUAUGUGCUCAGCAAAUGUUUAUUUCUUGAUGGUCAGCACUUAGCACUCUACUUUGAGCUCAAACCCACCCUUGAACUUUCUUUUACUUCAAGUGAUUUGGAGAUUAGGGAUAAAUAGCAAUUGGUUUUUCUUUCCUUCUUGUAUGCUGUAAUGAGUGUCGAAAGAGCAAUAAAUUGGCUAUGUUUCUACAUUUAGAUUUUGAUCGGUGCAAUGCUGCUGUUUUUUCAUCAUUCAUGGUAUGAGCUUUUGAUUUAGAAAGACGACGUUUUCACUAUUAGCAAGUCCUGUGAUGAAUCUAUGGUAUGACAAAUUGCACAAAUACAAUGAUCUGUGUACCUAAGACUAAUAGAGGUACUCUAUAUUUGAAUGGGAUGAAUAAUGUUUAUCUGGAGCUAUAUGAAUGGGGUAAGUUCCCCAUGAAACUGUGAAGCUUAUAUUCCAUUUUCAUUUCUUGUUGUUCUUUUAUGCUCAAUAAAUCUGGUUCUUAACUCAACCAGAUAAGGUCCAACGUUUUACUAUUUAAAAUCUGCUAGCAUGAUUUUGCGACUCAUUUCGUUCUUUCUUUUCAUUCUUUUCGGAACUCUUUGUUGUUUGAAUGGGUGAGUUGUGUGGAAUAGGGACGCCGUUUUAUGUGAUAUAAUGCUAACGAACAAUGGAGCAUCCUCUUUUGCACUAUGUGAUGGAACACAUGUCUGUCGUUGGUAACAGAAGUGAGCAUAAAUAUGUAGAGAAGAUUAAAUCUGAGGGAGCGGUACGCCUACUUGAACCGGAUAAUUGUCCAAAUGGUUGGGCUUGUCCGCCUGGAGAUAUAUUCAAGGUAAGAGGUCCAGACUAUUUGACAACAAAGGUUAAAAUUCAGGCUGGAGACUAUGUUCUAAAGCCGAUUGGAUUUGACUGGAUUAAAGGUUCUGCAAAGAUUGCGGAGGUUUUAAAAAAUCCAAAUAGCCGUGUGAGAAAGGUUAUUGAUGACGAGUUUCAGACAGGUGAUAAGCCUUUUAUUUGGGCAUUCAAUCUACAAGUUCCUAGUAAGGAUAAUUAUAGUGCUGUAGCUUAUUUUGUUGCCACCGAACCAUUUCCAGAGGGAUCUUUGAUUGACCAGUUCUUGAAAGGGGAUGACGUGUUCAGAAAUUCAAGGCUUAAGCUUAUUGCAAACAUUGUCAAAGGCCCCUGGAUUGUUAGAAAGGCUGUUGGGGAGCAGGCUGUGUGCAUAAUUGGGCGUGCCCUUACCUGUAAAUACUGUGUAACGGAGAAUUUUUUCGAAGUAGAUGUAGAUAUUGGAUCAUCUGUGGUUGCCAGUGCAAUAGUUCAUCUCGCAUUUGGUUACAUCACAAUGCUGACUGUAGACAUAGCCUUUCUCAUUGAGGGUCAAACGGAGUCUGAGCUGCCAGAAAAACUCUUAGGCGCUUUCAGAUUUUCUGAUCUGAACCCUGCUUCUGCUCAUUCAUUUGAGUCGUCAUCUUACGAAAGUUCCGAUAGUUUACAAACAUCAUUACCAACGCGAUUUUGGAAGUCUCUUGGACAGGGAUUUUCCCAGCUUCUUCAUCCUGGUGCUCAAGACAGUCCUACCGCUAUCAUGGCCCAUGCUAAUGGAAAUUCCAAGCAUGAAGAUGAUAAUGAAGUUGUCAAGAAAUGGUAAGAGUUGCCAGUCAUGAUUAUUUUGGCAACGAAAACAGAUGAAUUGGCUGCUCUUGUUGGAUUGUAAAAACAUCGCCUUGCUACUGUGAAUCAUCCAAUGUUCGUAGCAUCUGUGCUGCUCGAUCUGUAGCAAAUCUCAUUUGAUAUUUGCAGUUGGUAGAUGAUUGUAUUGGCAGUGAACUAGUUCUUAUAUGUUUUGUUGGCAGGAUAGAAAAUGUAUCGAUAGGUCGUUGAUUUAAUAAUUAUCUCUGUGUCUAUAUAAUUGAAUCAUUGAUGAAUUAACAGCAGUGCACUGCUAUAUUUGAAAACUGAGGUUUAUUGUUUCAAGUAGUGCAGUGUUGCUUGAUUUGGAUAUCAGGGACUAAAUUGGACAUUUUUAUACAGAAAUUUGUAUAUUAGUAUUUAUUCA